GAGAAUUAAAAGAAAUAAAUGGUAAACUAUUAAAAAAUAAACGCGGUAAGAUAGACGAAACAAGAAGAGAAAAGUUAAUAGAAUAUAAUAUUAGACUUGAAAACAAUACUUUAUUGGAAGUAAUACAUAAGAAUAAGAAGAAUAAGAAGUAUAACUAUAACACUUCACCUUUGAUUUUAGCUGUAAAAUCAAACCUUACUGAAGUAGCAAAAGCAAUCUUAAGCAUAACAGGUGAAAACCUCGAUAUACAAGAUAAUGAAGGUAUGAAUGUUCUGCACUAUGCUGCUAAAAAUAAUGAUAAAUUCAUAGUAGAUACACUUUUACAAAAAAAACUACAGGUUGAUGUAAAAGACAAAAAAGGAAAAACUGCUUUGCAUCACGCCGCUGAGAAUAAUUGUGAUUCAAUAGUAGAGACACUUCUGCAGCAUGGAGCAAAUAUUAAUGCAUUAGAUAAAGACGGAAGAACUCCUUUGUUUUAUGCUUUAACAAAGAAUCAUUCUACAUUAGCAACCUUUAUAAUGACAAAAGGAGCACUACUUGAGAUCGAAGAUAAAGAUAACAAUGAAGAAACUAUUACAAAUGAGGAGGAAAAAGCAGAAAUUAUUCAGGAUUAUAUUGAUCAGGAUUAUGAUGGUGAGUAUGAAUUAUUCGCAAAUACCUCUCUAGAAACUAGCGAUGCUAUUACUACGAGUGAAGAUGAAGACCCUUUUGAUGAGCAACCUACAACUAGUUAUAAUAGAAAUUUUGAUGAUUCACACAAAUCAUUUGUAGAGAUCCCACUCCCAAAAAGUACCUUAGAGGAAAAUCCUCCUGAUGAGCAAUCUACAGCUUCAAAUGUUACCCAUAGUGAACCGAGAAAGCAUUCUUGGAUGCCUUUGAGAAAAGUGCCAAAAAUAACAUUGCCAUCACAACCUAAUGAAACCAAUGAAGCUAAAGGAACAUAUAAAAUAGUAAUACUUGUAGCUUCUGCUGCUGCCAUUAUUACUGCAUCAAUGCUUACAUAUUUUACUACACUGCCUACACUAUCUAUAAUUGGCAUAGCUUUUGCAUCUGCACUGGUAUUUGGCAGCAUUACUACACUUAAACCUAUGAGUAAAAUGGAUGACACUGACUGCAGUAAAGUGCGUGAUAAAAAUUUAUUUGUUUAGAUAAUAUUUAAGUCUAUACUUUAUUUUAUCUUAUCUUACACAGUCUAUGCAUAGAAUUAUAUGUUUUAUCUUAUUGGUUUUUCUGUCCAUACAGUUACACGCAAAUCUUAUUCAAAAAAGCGAGACUGAACUGUACGAAGAAGCAGUUAAGCUUUUUAAUAAAGAAAAAUAUAAACAAGCUAUUAAAGUUCUGCACAAGAUUGAAGACUUAUAUCCCCUAUCUUAUUGGGCAAUGCAAGCGAAAUUGCUAUCUGGCAUAUCUAGCUAUAACAUGGGUGAUUAUAGUAGUGCUGCAAACAGUAUGGAUGAAUAUAUAUAUAUUUAUCCCAACAGUGCUGACCUAUCGUAUACAUAUUACUUGAGAAUAUUAUCCUACUAUAUGCAAAUUGAUAAGGUACAGCUUGGCCAGCAAACUGCUCAUAAAACUCUGGAACUAGCUGUAGAAUAUACUAAUCUCUUUCCACAAAGUGAAUAUGUAGGUGAUGUAAAAGAAAAAAUAAAACUAGUUACAAAACAUAUAACAGAAAAAGAGUAUGCCAUAGGAAAAUUCUAUUUUAGACGUGGUGAAUAUCUGGCAGCAAUAAAGCGUUUUCAGAACGUGAUAAAUGAUAAAAAUUCUAGUUAUUUAUCUCAAUCUCUUAACUAUUUAGUAACGACUCAUUCAGCUUUUGGCCUUAAAUCAGAGGCUGAACAGUAUGCAAAUAUGUUGACUGACGUUAAAUCUCAGUUGGACUGCCCGUCGGACCCAUAA
Messenger RNA from Cinara cedri, 1899 nucleotides. NCBI's taxonomy places the organism in Eukaryota, Metazoa, Arthropoda, Insecta, Hemiptera, Aphididae. The record is from the annotation of a GenBank genome assembly.